Messenger RNA from Dendronephthya gigantea, 2539 nucleotides. Its product is annotated as NADPH--cytochrome P450 reductase-like. Gene Ontology annotation, cellular component: cytosol. Gene Ontology annotation, biological process: response to hormone. The transcript is spliced from 16 exons. The coding region runs from base 185 to 2215 and encodes 676 amino acids. The record is from RefSeq and is a predicted model, not a curated record. Gene Ontology annotation, molecular function: flavin adenine dinucleotide binding; NADPH-hemoprotein reductase activity; FMN binding. Lineage: Eukaryota; Metazoa; Cnidaria; Anthozoa; Malacalcyonacea; Nephtheidae.
GUUCUGGUACUUUGCCCCGUAGUUAUCGAAAGAGGAAAAUGUUAACUCUUCGGAAAAUUUGCCUGCAUUAAACAAGAUAUUUCACCUCGUAUUUGCAGAAUAACGAAAGCUUUAAAGAUUAUAGAAUAUCCUGGUUUAAUACAGUCGAUCUAAAUUUAUUGACGAUUGAAAAUUAUUCAACAACAUGUCUGAUCAAAGUGAUAGCCGUCAUGACACUGGAACAAGCGAGUAUUCUUCUGCUUUACCAAUUGGUUAUGUUGAUAUUUUCGUAUUUUCCUCGUUCCUGGGUCUCUUGUUGUAUUGGUUUUUUGUAAGAAAGAAAAACCGUGAAGAAGCUGAGCUACCAGUUGUAAAUGGAAAUAUUAGUAAAAAUGACUCCAGCUUUAUUGACAAGAUGAAGAAGGGGCAAAAGCAGAUUGCAAUAUUUUAUGGUUCCCAAACAGGCACUGCUGAAGAAUUUGCAGGUCAUUUAGCAAAGGAUGCUGCAAAAUAUGGAAUGAAAGCAUCUAUAUUUGAUCCUGAAGAAUUUGAAAUGGAAGAUCUUUCUCGAAUGAGUGAGAUAGAAAAUUCAUUUGCAAUAUUUGUCAUGGCAACUUAUGGUGAGGGCGAUCCCACAGAUAACGCUCGGGAAUUUCACGAAUGGUUGGAACAGGAUCAAGAGGGCCUCGAUUGUUUAAAUUACACAGUGUUUGGGUUAGGUAACAAGACAUAUGAAAAUUACAACACUAUGGGAAAAUUUGUUGAUAAACGUCUUGAUGAGUUUGGUUGUACAAGAUUAUUUGAACGUGGAGAGGGUGAUGAUGAUGCUGAUAUUGAGAAUGAUUUUCUAACAUGGAAAGAAAAAAUGUGGCCAGCUAUUUUGGAUCAUUAUGGCAUUGAUUUAGCCAGCCUAACGCUGUCCCAAGAUCUCAUUCGGCAGUAUGACCUAAAGAUUCACACUGAUGUUCCAAAGGAAAAAAUUUUCUCUGGAGAAAUGGCCCGAUUAAAUUCGCUUCUUGAUCAAAAGCCACCAUAUGAUCAGAAGAAUCCGUACCUGGCACCAAUUUCUGUUAAUCGCGAGCUUCAUAAAGGUGGAGAAAGAUCUUGUAUGCAUAUUGAACUAGACAUCUCACAAUCAAAAUUAAGAUACGAUGCCGGCGAUCACGUCGCGAUUUAUCCAACAAACGAUCCGGAAUUAGUUGAAAAAAUUGGUCAACUUUUGAACAUUGAUUUGGAUGUCGUCUUUUCUCUUGUUAAUAAAGAUGAGGAAUCAAAUAAAAAGAAUCCAUUUCCUUGUCCCACAACCUACAGAACCGCGUUACUUCACUAUGUUGAUAUUACCAGCAAAGCGAAGGGAAAUGUUCUUCAGGGAUUAAUAGAAUAUGCUGAAGACAGCAAGGAGAAAGAAUUUCUUGAAAAACUAACUAAAAAUGAUGACGAAGGAAAGAAACUCCAUCAAGAGUGGAUAAUGGACGACCACAGAACGAUCAUAGACGUCCUGCAAGAUCUGCCCUCCCUUCGUCCUCCCGUUGAUGUUUUACUUGAGUUCCUACCAAGAUUACAAUGUCGAUAUUAUUCAAUAUCAUCUUCCUCAAAACUGCAUCGUUUUUCAAUUCAUAUCACAGCCGUUGUGGUCGAAUAUAAGACUCGGUUAAACAGAUGCAUGAAGGGCGUUGCAACAACGUGGCUUGCUGAUAAGAAACCAAACGACGAAGUUCUGCCGAAAGUUCCUCUUUUCGUUCGUAAAACUUUAUUCAGACUUCCGUUCAAAUCCACAACUCCUGUGAUCAUGAUAGGGCCUGGUACUGGAUACGCACCAUUUCGAGGUUUCGUUCAAGAAAGACACGUCAAGAAAUUGGAAGGCAAACCUGUUGGCGACACAGUGUUGUUUUUUGGCUGUCGACACAAAGCUGAAGAUUACAUUUAUCAGGAAGAAAUUGAACAGUAUCAUGCCGAAGGAACCAUCUCGCAUCUUUUUGUAGCGUUUUCAAGAGAUCAGCCUGAGAAACGCUACGUUCAACAUUUAAUAUCAGAAAACGGCGAAGUUGUGUGGAACGUUUUAAAUAAUCAAGGUCAUGUUUAUGUUUGUGGGGACGCUCGUCAUAUGGCCAAGGAUGUUCACGACUCUUUGGUUGACGUUGUUCAAAAACAAGGAGAAAUGAGCGAGAAUGCCGCGGAAGAUUUUAUUAAGAAACUUCAUAGUAAAGGAAAAUAUUCAGUUGAUGUUUGGAGUUAGGAAAAUAUCGAAUUGGUAAAAUGGGAGGUAAAGCGAAAAAUUAGGAAUAUUAGAUCAGGAAUCAUCACAUCCGCGAUAUGACGAUAUGGGAUCUAACUUUGGUUCAAAUGUUUUGAUGGUCCGAGAAAUCAGGGGGGGAGUUCAUCUGUAACAAUUGACUGGCUUUGGCAUGGUUUUUAGCGGAAUAAAUUAUCCAACCUACCAACCUUUAGCGAUGGUCUUGUCACUAAUGAAUUUAAUAUAUGACGAUUUAAAACGUAGAUUAAUAAGAAGUUGUUACAUAUAUAAUAUUACAUGUAUAACAUACUUUGCGAAUCAUGCCAU